GGGCUCCAGUCCACAGUACCUCGUCUCCUCCAGGACUCCAGUCCAAAGUACCUCGUCUCCUCCAGGGCUCCAGUCCACAGUACCUCGUCUCUUCCAGGACUCCAGUCCACAGUACCUCGUCUCCUCCAGGGCUCCAGUCCACAGUACCUCGUCUCCUCCAGGACUCCAGUCCACAGUACCUCGUCUCCUCCGAGGCUCCAGUCCACAGUACCUCGUCUCCUCCGGGGCUCCAGUCCACAGUACCUCGUCUCCUCCAGGGCUCCAGUCCACAGUACCUCAGCUCCUCCAGGGCUCCAGUCCACAGUACCUUGUCUCCUCCAGGACUCAGUCCACAGUACCUCGUCUCCUCCAGGACUCCAGUCCACAGUACCUCGUCUCCUCCAGGGCUCCAGUCCACAGUACCUCGUCUCCUCCAGGGCUCCAGUCCACAGUACCUCGUCUCCUCCAGGGCUCCAGUCCACAGUACCUCGUCUCCUCCAGGGCUCCAGUCCACAGUACCUCGUCUCCUCCAGGAUUCCAGUCCACAGUACCUCGUCUCCUCCAGGACUCCAGUCCACAGUACCUCGUCUCCUCCAGGACUCCAGUCCACAGUACCUCGUCUCCUCCAGGACUCCAGUCCACAGUACCUCGUCUCCUCCAGGGCUCCAGUACACAGUACCUCGUCUCCUCCAGGGCUCCAGUCCACAGUACCUCGUCUCCUCCAGGGCUCCAGUCCACAGUACCUCGUCUCCUCCAGGACUCCAAAAAGACAGUAUGGAGAAGAGCCAGUAUGGACCCCCGCAGGACGUGUCUGCCCCCCCCUACCCCGGCCUCCCAGCGGGCUACCAGGGAAGUGGCGGGGGAACAGCCUACUUCCAGGGAGGUCCCCAACCCGGCAUGUACCCACCACCUCUCCAACCCGGCAUGUACCCACCACCUCCCCAACCCGGCACGGGCAUGGCACAACCUACAAACGCCCCCAGUGUAACCCAGGUGGUGGUGAUGCAGCAGCUGCUGCCUAGAGACGUACCCGGCCAGAUGACGUGUCCCCACUGUCAGGUCCCGGUUCUGACAGAGACCACACACACCCCUGGACUGCGCACCUGGGUCCUCUGUGGAGUCCUCGGCGUCUUAAUGUGCUGGCCAUGCUGUUUGAUUCCUUUCUGUGUUGACUCCUGUAAGGACGUAGAACACCGCUGCCCCAACUGCAAGAGAGUGAUCCACAUCCACAAAUGUGAAUAGGCCAAGAUGAGACGCCUGCCACAAAGUGAUCCACAACUAGCCCCGGCCCACAGACACUGCUGCCACAAAGUGAUCCAUACCUUUAUGAAUCCAUUCCAAUACACCACUAGUCUACACUACACCACUAGUCUACACCACUACUCUACACCACACCACUAGUCUACACCACUAGUCUCCACCACUACUCUACACCACUAGUAUACACCACUACUCUACACCACUAGUCUACACCACUACUCUACACCACUAGUCUACACCACUAGUCUACACCACUAGUCUACACCACUAGUCUACACCACUAGUAGGUCAAGAACGCUUUUAGUACCUGAGUAAUGGUGACUCUUAUUUCCAACCAUAACACACACACACAUACAUACUUGUGAAGCAACGUGCUCCUCAUGAAAAUAUAAAUAUCUGUGGUGAGAAGUCACAGUGUAAAGACAAUAGUCUGUCUGUGGCUGAGAUGACUACUGGAAGAUCAGCUUAAUAUUGACUAGUGUCAGUGUGUAACAAUCUAAGGCCACUUCUAGCAGACCUUUUACACUGAUUGUAAUGUAUGUUUUCUUCCAUUCUUUGAAUCUUCAUGUCAGACAGAAAGUAGGAUUCUAUUUGUAUUGACGUUGGUAUCGAUUGGUUGUUGGGUUUUUUAAAGGCACAGUCCACAGUUGAAACAAUAAAAAAGCUAAAUCCCG
Salvelinus fontinalis (brook trout) is the source of this 1913-nucleotide messenger RNA. RefSeq names its product lipopolysaccharide-induced tumor necrosis factor-alpha factor homolog. The coding region runs from base 754 to 1221 and encodes 155 amino acids. The transcript is spliced from 5 exons. Gene Ontology annotation, molecular function: zinc ion binding. NCBI's taxonomy places the organism in Eukaryota, Metazoa, Chordata, Actinopteri, Salmoniformes, Salmonidae. The record is from RefSeq and is a predicted model, not a curated record.